GAGAACACCAGUUCUAGAUCUUGCAGCUGACGGUGAUUUUACCAUUUCGGUGCACAGUUAAAAACCAAUAGUCGACGUAUCGAGAAGAAUUGCAACAUCACGGACGUGUGUUCGGUGAUACGAUAAAAUAAAGAAAAGUUGAAUCAUCGACGUAACAACUCAACGUUUGGCAGUGUAACGAAGCGGAAGAAAAAAGAAAGACCGGGUUUACGGAAAGUGUGGUAUUUUCUCGUUUACUCGCUAUCCUUUGUCCAUCGCAUUACCGAGCAGUACCGCACAGUGAUUUGAAGGCCAAAAAUGGCAACCUCUGAAGAAAAUAAGGCGCUGGCGCUGAAGGAAAAGGAUCUCGGCAAUGCGGCGUACAAAAAGAAAGACUUCGAAACAGCGCUUCAGCAUUACCGGGCCGCCCUGACGCACGACCCUACGGACAUAACAUUCCACAAUAAUAUUGCGGCGGUGUACUUCGAGCAGAAAGAGUUCAAAAAAUGCAUCGAGGAGUGCGAGAAGGCGGUUGAGGUAGGUCGAGAGAACCGGGCCGAUUACAAGCUGAUUGCAAAGGCGUUCACGCGCACGGGCAAUGCUUACCGGCGGCUGGAGGAUUACAAAUCCGCCAAGACCUACUUUGAAAAGUCACUGUCCGAACACCGAACACCGGAGGUUAAGUCGUUACUAAGCGACACGGAGAAACGAAUCAAGGAUAUGGAGCGUCUGGCCUACAUCGAUCCUGCCAAGGCGGAGGAAGAGAAGGAGAAGGGUAACGAGUUCUUCAAGAAGGGCGACUACAGUAUGGCCGUGAAGCACUACUCGGAAGCGAUCAAGCGCAACCCGGACGACGCGAAACUGUACAGUAACCGUGCGGCUUGCUAUACCAAACUGGCCGCCUUCGAUCUCGGGCUGAAGGAUUGCGAAACCUGCUGCCGGCUGGACGAAACGUUCAUCAAAGGAUGGAUCCGCAAGGGUAAAAUCCUGCAAGUGAUGCAGAAGCCCUCGGAAGCGCUAACUACCUACCAGAAAGCGCUAGAAAUUGACCCCAACAAUGCGGAAGCACUGGAAGGAUACCGGGCUUGCUCGGUGGCCGUGCAUGCCAACCCCAAGGAGGUCAUGAAGAAAGCCAUGAACGAUCCGGAGGUGCAACAGAUCCUGAAAGAUCCGGCGAUGCGCGUUAUCCUAGAACAGAUGCAAAACGAUCCAAAGGCAGUGCAAGAGCAUCUCAAAAAUCCACAAGUUGCUUCCAAAAUACAGAAACUUUUGGAGUCUGGAAUCAUUCAGAUCUACUAAAAACGCUUAUCGAACGCGAUGGUAUAUGCAACGCAUCAACUCUAAUAUCCCCGCUCAUUCUCUACUGAUACUACAACGAUCCCAAUCCGUACGGAAAGCGUGCUAGAAAAUCGAAACAAGACCACACCAUGACAAACACCGGCGCAAAAGGGACUGAAAUUCGCCCUCCAACUACUGUUACAUUGGGACAUGUGUCUUAAUUUAACAUGCGGAACCGGCUUUUAACCAACAUAAAGUCCUAGGGGGAGUUUUUGUUCGUUCCUUUCUGCGCAUGUGAUUGUUUACGAUAACAGCAGGAGACCGGGAUAACGGAAGGUUUAAACCAUUGCCGGAUGGUCGUUUUUUCGUUUAAAUUUUACGUACCCUUAGUUCGUUUGGCCAUUGAGUUAUGGGUUUUCCUAAGAGUUCGUCUUGCGAGCGUUUGUUUCAGUGUUUAUCCUCACUUCGCCAUUAAGUUUGCUAUUGCGUAGUUGAAAGAAUAUAUCAUCAAUACAAAGGCUAGAGCGCUGUGGCAAGCACGGAGAAGGAGGUGCCCAAUCUUUCCGACGUUCAGCCGCACUAUUGCACCGCACCGCAGAACCGCCUAAGAACAACUGUUAAGAAUCCAACUAAGCUUAGGGAUACGUAAAAUUUACUAAUAGUUCAGUAACAAUAAAACUAUAAGGAAGCGAUGAUGAUAAGAGAGUGCGCCAGUUUGAAAAUAAAAAUGUAGUGGUAAAAGGCGAAAUAAAGGAAAAUAAAAUAUUUCUACAACUAAAACCGCAUU
Messenger RNA from Anopheles coustani, 2044 nucleotides. It is a transcript of the gene Stip1, whose product is annotated as stress-induced-phosphoprotein 1. The transcript is spliced from 2 exons. Gene Ontology annotation, molecular function: Hsp90 protein binding. NCBI's taxonomy places the organism in Eukaryota, Metazoa, Arthropoda, Insecta, Diptera, Culicidae. The record is from RefSeq and is a predicted model, not a curated record. The coding region runs from base 298 to 1278 and encodes 326 amino acids.